Oreochromis aureus is the source of this 1277-nucleotide messenger RNA. RefSeq names its product CD48 antigen-like. Bases 37 to 675 code for a protein of 212 amino acids. NCBI's taxonomy places the organism in Eukaryota, Metazoa, Chordata, Actinopteri, Cichliformes, Cichlidae. The transcript has a single exon. The record is from RefSeq and is a predicted model, not a curated record.
CGUGGUUUGCUGUCACUUCUGCACUGAUCUGUGAACAUGAAGACAUCGGCUGGUUUCUGGCUCCUGGCUGUGCUGCUCGUAGCUGCAACCAGCUUCUCUCAGACUGUAGAGAAGUACUUCAAGGUUGGCGGCACACUUCAGCUCAGCCCUCAGCCGGUCUCUGCAGAGAUCACCAGCAUCCUGUGGAAAUACGAUAAAAACCUGCUGGCUGACUGGGAGAAAGGCUUGAUUGAUCUGACAUAUUACAGCAAGUUUAAAGGCCGAACCACUCUGAACACGACCACAGGAGUGUUGGAGAUCAGGGACAUGACUGCAGAGGACAGUGGACUGUAUUCAGUGGAGAUCAACUACCAGGUCCAGAGUCAGGUUUAUCAGACUGUGGAGAUCGAAGCAGUGCCCAAGCCUGUGGUGGAUGUGCAGCCGCUGUCGUGUAGCUCAGCCUCACCUAACUGUAAACUGGUGUGUUGGGGAGACGUUAACAAAGCUGGGCCUGUCGAGUACUUCUGGAAGAAAGAUGAUGGAGAGUGGGUAAAGUCUGAAAAGAACACCAAGGACAUCAUCAAUGAUAAGGAAACACAGCGUGUGGAAAAGUUCUCCUGCAGGAUAAAGAAUCUGUUUAGUGAGAAGGAAAGCAGUUCUCUCCCUAACCCAUUCUUCCGUCAGUACCAUCACUAACGACGGUCAGUAAUGAUAAAGAACGUGAAGCUCCCAUGACUUUAGGCGCUGUGAUCUCUGGGGUCGCGGGGGUCUUUGUGGUGGUCGUCCACCUGCUGAGGCAGAAACAAGAGAUGCUCCACGUCUGUAAAUGCAGUAAAAGUGAUGAUGAUGAUGAUGCAGUUUAAACUCAAGUAUCUCCUUUGAUUUCCUGAUGAAGAUUAAAGUCUGUCUGCUCUCCUUAAACCAAAGUUCAUGUUUGUUAGCUUUGAUGUUUUCACUUCCUGUUUUUGUCAGUUUUCCGUCCUUUGUGUUCGUAGCGCCCAGUUAGUUUCGCCCCCUCAGGUCUGUGGUUUUAUACGUCUGACUUUCUUGUGUCAGACUGUUUUUUCAUCUCUGUCCUUAUUUAUAUUUUCUGUGAAGUGCCUUCAGGGUUCAAUAUUUUCCAUGAUUUUUUAUUUCUUUGAACUUUGUAUUUAAAACUCACAUUUUAAUAAUUAUUGUUGCCUCCAGUGUCGUUUCUUCCUGCGACUCUUAUACAGAUCGUGUUCAGAAAGUAAUUAUUUAUCUGUAAUCAUGACCAUUUCAUGUUUUUAAAAUGAUUGUUCAGUAAAAUCUUAAUG